Paramuricea clavata is the source of this 2096-nucleotide messenger RNA. The record is from the annotation of a GenBank genome assembly. Lineage: Eukaryota; Metazoa; Cnidaria; Anthozoa; Malacalcyonacea; Plexauridae.
AUGGCUGAGGAAAUUGAAGUACAGAACCAAGAAGAAACAGCAGGAAUCGACGAGGAACAAGCUACAAUCAACGAGAAACAACUUGAGGAACAUAUCAUGAAUUUAAAAGGGGAAAAACGUAGUGCAAAAUCACGUAUGACACGGUUACUAAAUAACAUGGCGGCCAUGCUAUCGAACUCGAAUACUGAACAAAAAGACGUUAAAGAAUUGUUAUUAAGAAUUGACGAACAGAAAGACGAAACAUUGCAUAUUAUGAAUCAACUCGAGGAUAUUUAUCAGCGAAGCAAAGAAUAUGAAAAUGCUAAGAAAGUGAAUGACGAAGCGGAUGCACUGGUCGAUCAAGUGGAAUAUGAAACAAGUUCAGCGCGUAUGUUUUUAACAUCGUUGGCAAAGAAACAGUGGAGUUCAAGCGCAGUGACGGUAACAAGCAGCAAAGAGUCGAACGUGGGCGAGACUUCGAAACAGAGGCAAGAUGGAGAUGAAAGGAGAAAAAAUGCGGAACUUUGGGCACGUAUGCGAAACGAGGCAGAAGUUCAAAAGAAAAGAGAAUUGUUAGAAGAACAAGAAAAGCAACUACGAACAGCCGAAGAGCAAGCAGAGAAAAAACGUCAAGAGUUAGUUGUAUUAGAGAAGGGGAAUAAUGAAGACAAUGAGAAUCAACAAAAUAGCGAACAGUCAAACACAGUAGAAAGAAUCGAGGUCAAUGAAACCCCAAUGAGAACAGCUCAGAUAUCACUUCCAGCAAACAGUAACACACCUACCAGAGGGGCGGGGGCGACUACGUCCCAAGCACAAUUGGAGAGAAUUCGGAUUCCAGUAUUUUCAGGUAACAAAAUGGAUUUUCAAAAAUGGCAUGCAGCAUUUAUAAGCUGUGUUGAUUUAACAUCCCUUUCACCAUAUUUCAAAAUGCUACGUUUGGAAGCUUGUCUUACUGGUGAAGCAGCAGAGACUAUAAAAGGAUUGGGAUAUUCAACAGAGGCGUAGAAGCAGCAAAAGCACGCCUGGUUCGCAAAUACGGUGGCAGUCGGAGACAAGUACAAUCGCAUUUGGAUGAGUUAAAGAAAUUAAGACCCCUCGAAGAGAACAAUCCAAAAGAAUUGGAAAAAUUUGCAGAUAUUUUGGAACGAGCUGUAAUUACUCUGAAAGAAAAUGGUCGCGAGUCAGAUUUGGAGAGUGGAACAUUGCGUACAAUAAUAUUGGGGGAAAUUCCGGAGCGUUUACUUGCACAGUAUUACCGUUGGGUAAAAGAAAACCACUACAAAGAUUCCUUGGAAAAAUUGAAAGAUUGGGUAGCUGAAGAAGCGGAAUAUCAAAUGCAAGCAUCUGAAAUUAAAAAUGGAAUCAAUUCGGACGGUGAAAGAAGAAAGGAGAGAAGAUAUAGGUCAUUCUUUAAUAAAGAAAGCGAUAAGAAAGAGUACGAUCCAUGUUCUGCUUGUGCAGGAAGUCAUCCAAUUUGGAAAUGUGACUCUUUCCGAAAUCAAGCUAUUGAUGAGAAAUGGAAAAUUGCGAGAAGAGUUGGGCUGUGUUACAGAUGCCUCGGGAAAGAUCAUUUGGGGAGUUCGUGUACAAGAAGUCGACAGUGUAAUAUUAAUGGUUGCAAGGAAACCCACCAUCGUUUACUCCAUGGGCAAAGAAGAGUUAAUACCAAAGGUCCUAAUCAAGAUAGCAAUGUUACGGAAAAACCUCCCAUGAAACAAAUGGUUCCAGAAAAGAAAAAUCUUCAAGAACAGGCUCUUGGCAUGGAGGGGGAUGGCAAUACACAAGCUACUACAAUGAAAACCAGCACAGCUCAUGAUACCAAGAAAAUAGCACUGCGCACGAUCCCAGUUAUUUUAAAAAGUGGAACACGUAAAGUUUAUGUAAACUGUCUGUUGGAUGAAGGAAGUGACACUACUUACAUCAACGAGGAUGUUAUAGAAGAACUAGGUUUAACCGGAGUGAAAGAAAAAAUCGAAGUCAAGGUAGCAAAUGACCAGACAAUUAGUUUUAUGUCGAACACGUUUACGAUUGGGCUGGAAAGCAUGGACGGAAGAGUAGAUACAGAAAUUGUGGCAAAAACCUCGGGAAAGAUCUGUGGGGGGAAUGAAAGCUGUUAA